Oncorhynchus mykiss (rainbow trout) is the source of this 3181-nucleotide messenger RNA. NCBI's taxonomy places the organism in Eukaryota, Metazoa, Chordata, Actinopteri, Salmoniformes, Salmonidae. The record is from RefSeq and is a predicted model, not a curated record.
GGCUAGGAGCUGGGCUGGAGGCGGGCCAGUUACUCAACACUGGAGAAACGGGUUUCUCUCCUCCUCGCCUGCCUGCCUGUCCGUCUGCAUAGAACAGAGCAGAGGAGCUGUGUCAUGUGUAAUUUAAUACCAGACGCAGGCUGACUGAGCCUCACUGCACACAGAGAGCCCUCUCACAGCCUGAGAGGCAGGCAGGAGAGGCAGGCAGGCUAAGCAGGCAGACUUCCAGGGUCCGGCUCAGCCCUCCAUGACAGGACAAAGAGCAGGGGAUGAGGGACCGACCAGAGCCCUAGUGAGGGACCGACCAGAGCCCUACUGAAGGACCGACCAGAGCCCUAGUGGACCCAUCAACGUCUCCCUCUCCCCGUGGCCAGCUGUAGCCUGCCUUCCCUGGCACCAGCAGAAACCCAAGGUCAUCUCUGAUUGCACAAGGCCAUCCCUCUCCCCUUCCCUCCCUCUUGUUCCAGUCUUGCCACUCCCCCAUCUCCCAGUGGUGGCAUUGGAGCUCCCAGGAUGCGGCUGCUCAGCGCUCUGCUGCUCCUCCUGCUCCUCAGGUCCACUGAGCCCAGGAAGGGUGGACGGAACAGAGAAAGGGGCAGGGCCCGGGGUAAAGGCAGGGCCAAUGCUGUCAAACGCCAAACCUCUGAAUGCAAGGAAUACAUGGAGGCCGGAGAGAAAUACCUGGACUGUCAGGACCGCCAGCUGACCGGGGUGCAACAGCACUGGCCUGAAGACAUCCACCACCUCCUGCUGGCCCGCAACAAGAUCCAGGUGCUCAGAGACAACACCUUCUCCCAGUUCAAGAACCUAAAGAGUCUGGAUCUACAACAGAAUGAGCUCUACAUGGUGGAGGAGGAGGCGUUCGCAGGGCUGGGACAGCUCACUACUCUGCUUCUUCAGCACAACCAGAUGAAGACAGCUUCUGAGGAGCACCUGCUGCCCUUGCCAAACCUCCGCUACCUGCGUCUCUAUGACAACCCCUGGGACUGCCGGUGCUCGCUGGAUAGUCUGGUCAGGACCCUGCAGGUGCCCAGCAACCGUAACCUAGGGAACUACGCCAAGUGUUCGGAGCCGGACGCGCUGAGAGGUCAGAAGCUGAAGAAGAUGAGGCCAGAGCUGCUGUGUGCUGAGGAUGGGGAGGGCCAUCUGCCAGGGCAGAAACCUCAGGAGGGGCAGGGCAGUCUGCCCAAACCACCUCCCAUCAAGAAGUACCCUGAUGCCAACUCCUUGUGCCACACCUACAUGUUCCCCAAACCCAUGCUGGACUGCAAGAGCAAAGAACUGAAGAACAUCCCCUCAAGUCUCCCGUCAGACAUUGUGAGGAUGGACUUGUCCAGUAACAACAUCACUCAGCUCCGGCCCAAGGAGUUUGUUGCUGCCAGGGACCUGAAGCUUCUCAACCUCAGCAGUAACAGUCUGGAUCAGAUCGACACAGCUGCGUUUGCGGGCCUCCUGUACCUGCGAGAGCUGGACCUGUCCAACAACAGCCUGCACUACUUCCAGUACGGAGUGUUGGAGGACCUGUACUUCCUCAGGAUGCUGAAUCUGGGGGAUAACCCCUGGGUCUGUGACUACAACAUCCACUACCUGAUCUACUGGCUGAAGCAUCACCCCGGGGUGGCCUACUCUGGCCUAAUCUGCACCGAGCCUCAGGAGUUCAGGGGCUGGCCCGUGGAGAAUUAUGUCAAGACCUACAACGGAGAGUGUCCCAAGGAUAAGGAUCCACAGCUAGGGAAGGGUGAUACAGGACAGGGACAGACGGCUCAGGAGCUAGUGGCCGAGACAGAGGAGGCGGAGAUGGAGCUUCUGCCGAAGCCUCUGAGAGACCCCAGACCAAAGAAAUAUGAGGUCACCAGGUUGACUUAAUAGGACAGAGUUGGAAAUUAGAAGAGAACUGUUGUUGUUGUUUUCUAUUAUCACAGAACAUUCCAAUUCAGUCUAUCAGAGUUUUUUUUUUACUUUCGAAUUCCCAACAGCAUGACCAAUGCAGGACAGCUGGAUUCCCAACAGCAUGACCAAUGCAGGACAGCUGGAUUCCCAACAGCAUGACCAAUGCAGGACAGCUGUAUUCCCAACAGCAUGACCAAUGCAGGACAGCUGGAUUCCCAACAGCAUGACCAAUGCAGGACAGCUGGAUUCCCAACAGCAUGACCAAUGCAGGACAGUUGGAUUCCCACCAGCAUGACCAAUGCAGGACAGCUGGAUUCCCAACAGCAUGACCAAUGCAGGACAGCUGGAUUCCCAACAGCAUGACCAAUGCAGGACAGCUGGAUUCCCAACAGCAUGACCAAUGCAGGACAGCUGGAUUCCCAACAGCAUAACCAAUGUAGGACAGUUGGAUUCCCACCAGCAUGACCAAUGCAGGACAGCUGGAUUCCCAACAGCAUGACCAAUGCAGGACAGCUGGAUUCCCAACAGCAUGACCAAUGCAGGACAGUUGGAUUCCCAACAGCAUGACCAAUGCAGGACAGUUGGAUUCCCAACAGCAUGACCAAUGCAGGACAGCUGGAUUCCCAACAGCUUGACCAAUGCAGGACAGCUGGAUUCCCAACAGCAUGACCAAUGCAGGACAGCUGGAUUCCCAACAGCAUGACCAAUGCAGGACAGCUGGAUUCCCAACAGCAUGACCAAUGCAGGACAGCUGGAUUCCCAACAGCAUGACCAAUGCAGGACAGCUGGAUUCCCAACAGCAUGACCAAUGCAGGACAGUUGGAUUCCCACCAGCAUGACCAAUGCAGGACAGUUGUUGCUGUUUUCGUUACAAGAAUAUUUCGUUGUGGAUAUACUUUUUUGAAAAAGUAGAGGUUGAUAUAUUUUUUACGAUAUCCAAUUGUUAGUUACAGUGUUGUCCCAUCGCUGCAACUCCUGUACGGACUAGGGAGAAGCGAAGGUCGAGAGCCAUGAGUCCUCCGAAGCACCAAUAUGUCAGAGGAAACAUGCAUGCACGCAGCUACCACAAGGAGUCACUAGAGAGCAACGGGACAAGGACAUCCCAGCCGGCCAAACCCUCCCUAACCCAAACAAUUGUGCGCCGCCUCAUGGUCGCGGCCGGCUGCGACACAGCCCGGGAUCGAACCCAGAUCUGUAUUGACUCCUCAUAUAGAUGGGAGGCCCGAGGUACAUUUCUUCUAAAUGUAUGAUUUAGACAAUCUGUUCAUGAAAUAAAAGCAAUUUUUUUUCU